Molecule: messenger RNA, 2083 nt
Organism: Procambarus clarkii (red swamp crayfish)
Lineage: Eukaryota; Metazoa; Arthropoda; Malacostraca; Decapoda; Cambaridae
Product: tetratricopeptide repeat protein 33
Molecular function (GO): protein binding
Source: RefSeq, a predicted model, not a curated record
GUAAACUAUUAGUAUAUGGUGGCACUUGCAGCGUGGAUUUUGAUGGCGAUUUAGCGCAACACCGAGGCAUUUGUUGACACAGAGAGAGGUGGUGACUCGUUUGCUGUGAAAGGUUCACUAAGGCUGUGAGAGGUGACAAGUGCGACGCAGGACUGGUGACAGGGACUCAGGCGGGGGUCCAGGCUGCAGUCUGCUGCUCUACACCCGACAUUGUCAACUUGUGUUUCGUUUGCAGGUGAUCUGGUAUGCACUCUGAUGCAGGCGUUCGGAUGGAAAAGGAAGAAGGCUGGGUUAUCUAAACCUCGACCCUCAGUCUUCUCAGGAGAGAAUGCUGAAGGCAAGGACGAAAGCAAGGAUUCAGACGUUGACUGGUUGACAGCAACAAAGCGGCCCAAGGUGCUGCAGUUAGAGGAUGUCAAGACCAAAGCCCGGAGACUUAGUAACGAAGGAGUGACACUUGCCGAGGCUGAACGAUGGUGGGCAGCCAUUGGCAGGUGGAGUGCCGCUCUUGCCCUCACACCAGACGAUCAUACAAUUCAUGAAAUGAUGUCGCAGGCAUAUAUACAGGUCGGUGAGGUGUUUCCCGCACUAAGAUCAGCAGAAGAAGCUGUGAAGCUAUCGCCAAAUUGGUGGGUAGGACUGCAGACGCUUGGCAGAGCACAACUUGGCUUAGGGGAAGUAGCCGAGGCCGUCAAAACCUUUUCACGAGCUGUACACAUUUGUCCGGACCAGCAGGAGCUAUGGCGUGAAGAUCUGCAGUGGGCUGUUGGACUUCUGAAAAAGUAUCAAGAAAUUGGAGCCGAAAGAGAAAAAGCAAAGGCAGCUGCAAAAGAAAGUGGAGUAACAAUUACCGAACUUCCUUUGCCAUCUAUCGAGGGAUCCAUAAGGGAGAAAUCUAUUCAGUUGUAUCAAAUACAGAAGCAAAGAGAAGCUGCCGAAGCAGGAGAUCCAACAAUUCUUGAAAGAGGGAAGAAUAUCGACUUGUCGAAGAUGGUGAGAAUGAGAGUGACUUAAGUGUGAUUUCCUGAAAUUUUGCCCAUAAUGCAUUUGAAAUUUGUCAUCAACAGUUUUGAUAUUGACUUCAUAUGAACAAUCAGAACUUGGAUUGUUAUGUGCGCGCGCACUCGGACCCCAUUUACCUACCAAUACUUCAGGAAUCGCUUCUUCAGUGUGCAUUUUUUGACCAAGUUGGCCAUCUACUUAAAACUUGUAUUCAGUGUUACAGCAUGAAACAAUGCCUAACUUGAGAAUGCUAUGCCCAUGUCAAGCACAAUGUGUGGCUAGGGGGGGAGGGGGGGGAUAAUAUAGCACAAUGAGUGUGUUGUCAAUGCAUGCACCAAAGUUAUGUGAAAGUGCCUGAAGAUGAGUCUUCAUCAAGCAAUGAACAAUAGGGAUAGUCUUCUUUAAUACGAGUGGAUUCAAACUUUCUAUGAAGGGAAUAUGGCUUACUGUGGAUUUUGUGCAGUUGGUUAAGGAGCUUAAGAAUUAAUAUUUACAGAGAUUUUAUAAAUAGUGAUUAGGUGUUCUAGGCAGUGGUAUUUAUUCUAUUUUGGUUUAAUACCCUGAAUAAUAUAUACUCUAUAGGUAUCGUGUGUGUGACAAUUCUCGAGAAUGAUGUAUAAUCGAGUUGCUCCGCUUUCUUAGAGUUUAACCCUUAGACCACACAAUACAUACAUGAUUUGACAAUAAUUUAAGGUAAGUUUUUAAAACUUGCAUAAACACUUUCCAAUUUUAUUUGCAUAAUAAACUAGGCAAAUGCUCCAACUUUUGUCUAAAUGAUCACAGUGUAACUUGAAAAACCAGAGAAUCAAAAUUAAUUUUAAAAUUGAAUAUUGAAAACUUCAGAUUUUCAAUUCAGAAUAAAAAAUAUGAACCAUCAUUAACUGUUGAUUUAAUAUUAUUCUCUCAGAAUAGCAUAUGAUUUGCAUUAAAUUAAAAUAUAGGUUUUUAGUAUAGUUUACAGUAAAAUAAAUCGUCAAUAGGACCUUUGAAAUACAUGUAUGCUGCAAAUUUAAACCAAAAAAAGUUAACUCCAAAUGUAUAAAGUUUAUGAAAAAUCCAUUAUGAUGGGAUUGUAGAACAG